UAAGAAGGGGGGGCUGGGGAGCAGUUGACAAGGGUGAAACAACCUGCUACAAUAGGUGAGAGAACCUUCUGGGUCGGAGGGUUACCAUCAUCUCGGUCAAAUAGCAUUCCUUCAUUAUGGCAUCACUGUGUUCAUCCUCUGGAGAGGAAGUAAACCGUGCACUGUAAAGCAAUCUGUUGGCAGUUCGCACUUCAAUGCUUGAGUUUUUCCAGGCCUCAUUUGCUUUGUCACUUUUAUUUAUUUUUUUUUUUUCUCUUUACGUUUCGGUUUGAAGGUGGUGGUGGUUACGCUGUCAAAAACAUGCUUAAAGCACAGCUAAGCGUCUGCUACGAGGACACAGGCAGACAAGGUUCUUUGGGUAAACCCAAUAUCUUUUAUUAGACCAACUAAAAUAGUUGGAAAAACAACCUAUACCCCUGCUACGAGGACACUGAUUUAAAGGAAACGACCUACUGCAGGCCAGAGAUACUGCAUCACGACUUUGUUUUGGCUUCGUUUUUCUCUUAUCUAUACGUGGUGUUAAUCAAGGCCAGCUUCCAUGAAGGUCUAAGGAUGGGUGGCAGCAUGUGUGUGGUUUUUUUUGGUCUUUUCUGAAAUCCAUUAUGUCACUGAGUUGAAAGCUUGCGUUGCUUCUUAUGGCAGCAUUUAACAGCUUUUCUGCUCCAGCAUGUUUUUUGGUUUUUUUUUUGGUUGUUUUUUUUGUCUCUAAAACCCUUGCCCAUGUGACUGCCACUUAGCAGAAAAUGUCGUGGCCUAUGUGCAUUGUUUGAAUGGAUGUUUAAUGUCAAUCAGGGCUGUCCGGUGGGCGGCCUGAAGGCUUAAUGUGCAGCCCCCGGGCUCCCACCCACUCACCACUCUGCCUGUUGCUCUUGCGGCAGUGGCUGGGGACUCUGAGCUCCUGCUCCCCCUCUGGCAUCCUAGUCCCUGCCCCAAAUACUGGGGGGGUUGCACAGCGGGAGGGGCCAGGCUGCCUGUUGUGGGGGAGGGAGCUGAGCUGUGCUUGGCAAAGGAGGGAGCGUUGGCUGUGUGCUGCUGGUGGCUUAUCUGUGCAGCCAGGAAUAGGAUGCAUGGGGGAGGGGGGUGGUUCCUUGUAUGGCCAGGGAGGGCAGCUACAGCAUGCAGACCCCAAAUGCUCAAUGAGUAGCCUUGAUGUAAGGUGUCCUGUCGGCAUCAAGCAGGGGGUCAAACAUAGCACGUGCCUUCGACUGGCCUCUGGAGCAGAUGUAUUGUUGUGAUGAUUUAUAUCUUGGUGGGGCUCGAACCUCUAGUCUGGGCCCCAGUUUCUAGGUGGCAGAGACGCAGUGAAACGCUGCAUGGGGCAGGAAGAGCAGAUGAGGGAGCCUGGUGCGGAAAUAGAGAUGGAUUGGCUGUGACAGCGUGCCUUAGCCAGGGAGGCAGUUAUGAUGAAGAGUUCCUGCAGAGCUGGCCUCCACAGGGAACCUCUGAAUUCCACAUCCUCCACCGUCCACCACGUCAAAAGGGUUACUGGCAUGCACUUAAAGCCAUAUCUCAAGUUACAGAAGAGAGAAAGAUCUCUAGAAAUAAGCCAAGACUCCCUGAGAGCCCCACACAUGAACCAUCAGAGGUCGCCACAAGAGAAGUAUACAAACAGUUGCACCAAACUGAGCAUUUUGCCGAAACCUUCCAGUGUGACACCAUCUCGGAAGCUUUUGGGAAUUCUUUACCCUAAUACUAUGUGCAAUACAAGCGGGAAACCUCCAGCUGAAGGCCCGAGCCCUCGAGAGAAAAAGAGCGCCCUGUCUGCAACCAUCCAUCAGGGGGAUGAAGGGGAGGGACCACUGGAUGUUUGGGCUGUGGUGAAGCCUGGGAAUACCAAGGAGAAAAUUGCUUUCUUUGCAGCCCAGCAAUGUAGCAAUAAUCGGUUAGGCUCAAUGAAAAUUAAAAGCACCUGGGAUAUUGAUGGCAGAGCAGCCAAACGGAGGAAAAAAUCAAUCGACCUUAAGAAAGCAAAGAUUCAGUUGGAAAGGAUGAGAGAGGCUAACACCAGGUGCCCUCAGCCUGAGCCUUUUGCAUGUGGCAUUGAGCAUUGUUCUGUGCAUUAUGUGAAUGAGAACGGUGAUGGGAUAGUUCCAGGUCGAUCUCUAUCUGUAAUAGAGAUGGUGGCUUUUCUGGAACAAAGGGCAAAUGCUUUGCUAGUGGACUGCACCAAAAACUGUACAAACGCCACUUCAACCAGGCUGACUGGUCAACCCAAAGGCGCUCCACCUGCCUCAGACCCCUUCUCUGCUGUCGGGACCUGCGAGGAACAUCCCGAGAGGGAAGCUUGUGGGACCGGUGAGCAGCAGAAUGAGCCCGUGCGGGUGCUGGACAUGGUCGCGAAGCUGGAAUCGGAGUGCCUGAGACGCCAGAGCGAGCGCGAAGCGGGGAGUCUGUCUAGAAACAACAGUUUCCGGAGGAACGUGGGGCGGGUGUUACUGGCAACCAGCACGCCGGCCGAGAGCGAAACAGCGAAGGCAUCUUCUGAAGCCCUUGAUCAGGAGGUAAGUUUAGAGGAUCCUGUGACGGCGGAGGAUGUUGGGCAGAGAACAAAGUGUGGCCCUUUGGUUGACAGCGAGUUAUGGGAAGUCGCUGCUUCUGAACCACAGUCCUUGCCGGUGCUGGUGGAUGCUCGUGCGGUGAACACAGACUUUGAGCUGGCUCAAGACCCCUCAGCAGCAGCAAGCAGCAGGUACAGCUCUGAGAGGCUGAGGGAACCUCUCAUCUCUCCCCCUUCGGCACGCCCAAAAGCUGCUGGGCUGCCGCCACCUUCCUUGCAGGGCAAGAGUGUUCUCAAUUGUACAUCUGAGCCUGUAACAACUGCUAACCCACGUUCUCCUCCUGUGAGGAAGGAGUCCUUAUGCAUCAGCAUAUCUGCCACCAAAAGCGAGAAGGGAUGCAGGAAAGAUCAGCUGUUUCAUUUAAGCUCUGGUGGGGAAGAUUCGCUACCAGGGAGGCUCUUCUUUCCUCAGCCUGCUCGACAAACCAAUCGGGAGCAUAAACAGUUGGGGAAAGGUGCUAAUGAAAACCCACAAGCAGCAGCCCAGCGGGAGGAUGCUUCUGAGGAUAACAAAGUGUGUGUGAUGAACAGCGUUUCUACAGAGCCAUUUACCCUCCCAGUAUCUCUCCCAGAAAGUGCUUUGCAGGUACUUGACCCUUCCUGUUUAAAAAAGCAGGUGUCUCAUGACUUUUUGGAGACUCGGUUUAAAAUUCAGCAGCUGUUGGAGCCUCAGCAGUACAUGGCCUUCUUGCCCCACCACAUCAUGGUCAAAAUCUUUGGAUUGCUUCCCACUAGGAGUCUGGUGGCCCUUAAAUGUACUUGUUAUUACUUCAAAUUUAUCAUUGAAUACUACAAUAUAAGGCCAGCAGAUUCCCGCUGGGUCCGUGAUCCCCGCUACAGAGAAGAUCCCUGCAAGCAGUGCAAAAAGACAUAUGUGAAAGGGGAUGUGUCACUGUGCCGAUGGCAUCCUAAGCCAUACUGUCAGGCUUUGCCAUAUGGGCCAGGGUAUUGGAUGUGCUGUCACAGGUCUCAGAAGGGCAUCCCCGGAUGCAAAUUAGGUCUUCAUGACAAUCGUUGGGUUCCUGCCUGCCAUAGCUUUAACCGCGCUAUUCACAAGAAAUCCAGAGGAGCAGAAUCAGAAGAAGAGUAUUAGUGCACAUACACUUUCUUGUGAGAUGUUAUCCUUGGUAGGAGGACAUUCUUAUGCCUUGUGCUGUUUACAGUGUAUAUAAUUGUCGUGGUUUUUUUCCCCACAGGGCUAUGAAACUGCACAUACUUAAACACGAGAGCCUUUACCUUUUAGACUUAAAGAUUAGCUUUUAGCCCCAUCCAUGUAAAUAACACUAUAAAAACUAAUUGUACAUAUAGAGUCUACAGCUGGCUGAACAACUUUAAUCACUACAAUGCAGCUAUGAUAGUGUUGCGGCUACAGUUGUGUGUGUUUUUAAGUGUCUUGUUCCAAAAUCUGUAUAUCCUGUAUAAUAUAUGAAUGUUUCUGGGAAGAAACUCUAAAUAGGUAAAGAUCAACUUGUUUAAAGGAUCGUCAAAUGAUUUAACUGGAUAACCUUUAAAAUUUAGGCUAGAACAGAUAUGUCAUAGUAGUGUGGCAGUGGACAAAAAGAGAGGAAUAUUAUUGUAUAGUCAGAAUAUAAAAAGGUUCUUGUCUACCUUACCCUAGUUGUCUGGUUUUUGGUUUGUUUGUUUGUUUUUUUCCUUUUUUUUUUUUUUUUUUCCUUUCUUUUAAUAAAAUGUGCAUUCUGGAUCUGCCUUAUCUGACUUCCUCUCCGUGUGACACUGCCCUGAAAUCAAGUGAGGUAAAACCUAGGGGCAGCAGCUUAAGCUGUGGUGUAGCGAACAAGAACUUCUACUUUCAGGACAUGGAUGGGAAGGGGCUACCUGGGCCACUGAGUCUAGCCCUUAAUGCAGGUAACUAACUCUUAUCCAGAGUCUUAAAAUGUGCCCACUCCACACCGGUACUUCAAGAGCAGAAAACCAGGACAAAAUCUGAGGAGAUGAGACUGUAGCAGAGAAAUGAACAGUUUUAACUCUCGUGCAAAGGACUCCAGGAAGAGGACCACGUCCACCCUAUGGAGGAAACCCCUGCAUUUCUUUACCUGAAGAAGAAUUCCUGAUUUGGAGCUUGAGUUUGACGCUGGACAGGAGGGCCAGACCCUGGAGCCAGGUGCCUGUGAGGUUUUUAAGCCCUGGCAGAAACUCCAGACCCUGCCAAUCAAUUUUCAGUCUUUGCUGUAAGAAUUUGACUUUUGCAUUUAAAAAUAAAUAGCAAAUGACUCUUAUGAAAUUGCUUGUCAUGGGCAUCAGGGGAACAUUUGAGCUUGUGCUCUUCUCCUGUACUAAUUUGCUGCUUGAUGCUAUGGCAUAAGCUUGGAGCACCAGCUGCAGGUCUCGAAGGAAACUUUUAGGCUGUGUCUACAGCAAAGUUUGGAUUGGAUUAUGCUUUUUUUUUUAAGAGGGGGGGGUACUACUAACCUCCCAAAUUUUAACUCUUGCUUUAGUCCUCAACUGUGGCUUGGUUCUAGGUGGCAGCUGGCUACUCAUGUACUUCUGUUUAAAUCAGUGAGAUGACUGCUGUCUAUUGGACUAGGCCUGGUAGAAUAAGUGCUGAGUAAGCCAGAUUGUGGGACUGGCCUCACUAGCUAUUUUGCUUGUGUGAAGUUCAGCUAGGUGCCCCUAUGGGUACAGUUUGCUUUCAAGUGAUAAGACCCAAGCUCUGGGGAAAUCAGCCUUAACUUAAAAGAAAUUCCAGGCAGUGCAAAGUCCAAGAGCAGGCAUGUGGACCCUUCACAAAGGCUCUGGCCUUGGGUUCUGAGCUGUAUAUGCAGCUAAGUAUCUCUGCAGUGCGGAUACCACCUUGUGCUUCCUGUCUGCCCCCUAUGGCAGCCUGAGGGAUGUGCACCUCUGCCCAACUUCUUGAACAAAUUCACCUUCUUCUGUCAAAACUGAACAACCAGUGCAAAGACCUCCAGCUACACAAGAUGACUCCCUUCCAAAUGGGAAUGAAAACAGGAUGCCUAGGAAAGCAGGGCUCAAAGGGACCCUCACAUGAUCAUCUAGUCCAGCUCUCUGCUCAAGGCAGGAUCAUCCUCAACUAUGCUGUCCCAACCAAGUGUCUGUCUAACCUGUACUUGAAAGUGUCCAAGCAUGGAGAAUCCACUUCUAUACUUGACUAUGCUCAGAGAAAGUUUCUCUUCAUCUGCAGUCUAAAUAUCUCUGCUGCAGCUUCAGGCCAUUGCUCCUAGCCCUGACUCCUGCAGCCACUGAGAAAACCUUAUCUGCAUCCCACGCCAGAGCCCCAGCCAGACAGGUGGCUUGAAAAAGCAUUAUCCAGUCUGGAAAUACCAGCUGCACAUGGCAGUCAUUUUAUUUGUAGAUGCAAACAUCAGUCAUAACAAACUGUAAGAACAAGAGCUCCACAUUUUGAGGAUUAGUUAGGUAAAGACAAUUUUUUUUCAGGCAAGGCAGAGAGGUGAACAUCCAGCUUCCAGGAAAUGAAAAGAUACAAGGAUGUGGGACCAGCCCAAGGGCAUCAACACCUAAUUCAGCAGGGCCAGAACAAACAUUUAAUGUCAAGUAAACCUGUGGAGUCUCCAUCCCUGGCAAUUUUCAAGAGCAGGUUAGAGAGAUUCUGGGCUUGGAAGGUUUAAUCGGCUCGAGCAGGGGGCUGGACUAAACGUGAUCAUCUGAGAUCCCUUCCAGCCCUGCUUUCCUAUGAGCCCAAGAGGAGCCAUUAACCGUAACCCAGUGUGCUGUAGCGAUGACCUACUCAGUGCAGGAGUAACAAGAAAUCUAGUUUGGGCAGAGCCUCCUGUACAUGCAUCCCAGCCAAUGCCAGAAAUAAGGGAAGGCAGGAGGAGGCACAUGGAGCCAUGCCACUGUCCUGUUACUGUCAUGACUGGAAAGGGUGAAGCAGCAGCCUGUGCUGAAAACUGGUAGUUUUUCUCUGCAGGCCUUGUAAUAGUUUAGUCCUUGCACUUCACGCACUCCGGGCAAAGCAGCUCUCUCCCAGGAGACAUCACAGCACGCCAAGACCAUCAACAUGUAAAGCUUGGCUUCAUUUGAAAUCAUUGCAUGCUCACUGCUGGCUUCAAUCGGCAUAGCCCUGGCCACAGUAGUAGCCAGGCUUUGGGGCAGCACUCCCCCUCGCUACUGCUGCAGUACAGAAACUUUGGGCUUUCAGACUUGGCUGUGCAAAGACAAGUGAAGUUAAAAACCUAGAGGGUGUGACUGAGCUGAACAAGCUGUACACAGCAGCUGCCAAAGGCAAGGGCAGGGGAAGAGCAGGCUCCCUUGAUAAUAGACUCCAGACUGUAACUGGGGCCCAGCCCUCCCACUCCUGAGGAACACGAGACUUUACCUAAACUACAUGCUUGUUCCAUGUCCUGUCCUCCGAAACCCCUGUGCUGAGAAGAGCAGUAAGGCAGCAUACAGAGACCAUUUGGAUUUGCUUUGUGGAAGCCAUUGGCAUCAAAGCCUUAGGUUUAAUGCAGAGCAGGGAGAAAAUGCUCUCCUGCCCCCUCUUCGUGCCCGGGGUCACUGAGAUAAGAUGCUCUUGCUAGGCAGCAGCAAAGCAGGGCCCAGCUGAAAUAGCAGCAGCAGGCACAGAGCAGAGGAAAAUAUUCUGUAACUAGAUAAGGGCUGUUGAGGUCACUUCUGGAACAGGGUGUGCGAUUCUGGCCAGCUUACUAGGACAAGGCAAGGGAGGGUGAACGAGGUGGGCUGCAGCUCCUAAGUUUGAUCCAGUGGCAUCCGAUUCCUGAAGAUUAUUCAGCCACAAAAAGGAAAGAGCUCUGCCCCCUGAGCCCGAGUGGGCUUUGCAGAGCAUCACUGCUCCACUCUGAGACAAGCCAUGCACAGAUGAGUAAACACCACUGCAUCAGCCUUCCCCAUGGUACUGUAGAGAAGAUUGUGUCCAUCUCUCACCUAAGCAUCAGCUCUUAAAAAACAGCCUCUUGCUCCUGAAGUCACUGCCCAUGGUACAUAAAGGGGUAGAGCUAAGCUCCACAGCAAAAUAAAUGGCAAACUGCAGCAGAGAUGCACUGUUCUCUUUCCUGGUCCAUGCAGGGGUCUGUGUUGAGUGCCCAGUUCAAAUCUAAUCCUGUCCCUCCCUCUGGAUCCAGGCCUUGCUGCUUAUUCCAUUAAGCAUCUGGGGAAAAGCCCAUUUCAGACAGGAGGCUGCUCUGAAGAUUCAGGGCUGACCUGGUAAAAGAGGAUGACUGAAAGCAAUGGCUCCCCGCCCCUGCCAACAGGCUCUGGCUCAGCUGUAAAGAUGGGAAGAGUGCCGUGAUUUCUGAUAGUCCCAAGGUUUUCUUCCAGCUGCCCUGAACCUUCUGCAGCUCCCAGAAUAUCCCCUGCCUCACUGCUGCAACCAAGCCUGUCCAAGCUGUCAUUAUGGCUCACCUCUACUACUGCAACGAACCGUCUCAGCACCCCCAGUUCCAUAUGAGAUGGGGCUGCUACAAGCUAUCGUGCCCGUGACAUGAUCAUAGCCUACUGGCUCCUUGUCAGCUACUCCC
Molecule: messenger RNA, 8031 nt
Organism: Alligator sinensis (Chinese alligator)
Lineage: Eukaryota; Metazoa; Chordata; Crocodylia; Alligatoridae
Gene: FBXO34
Product: F-box protein 34
Exons: 3
Coding region: 1401-3650 (749 amino acids)
Molecular function (GO): protein binding
Source: RefSeq, a predicted model, not a curated record